CCAAAGUUCCGCGCGAAAAAUACGUCAGCCGAGUUUCGCGCCACAUCUGCUGCAGAAGGAGCAACGCAGAGGCAAAGAAUAUCAAUCAUGUCUUCUCCUACUUCAACUCCUGGUCGCAAACGUGGAAGAAAUGACAACCCCUCCACUCCCAGCAGUGAGGGUCCCACCUCUCCCCCCUCCCAGCGUCGCAGAGGGCAGGACUCCUCCACUGCGGAUCUGAUGCCGAUGCCCACCUCACCAGCCACAGACGUGCUCAGUCCAGCUGUCCCCCAGGACACCUCACUGUUUUCCAGCCCACGCCCUUCAGUGGCUCCAAAUGAAGUAGACAUGAGCUCUCCUCUCAUGUAUGGGACUCCCAGCUCUCGCGUUGAUGCCACUCCACGCAGCGGUGUCCGGGGCACACCUGCCCGGCAGCGCCCUGACCUGGGAUCUGUGAGGAAGGCCCCGCAAGUGGAUCUGCAGUCGGAACCACAGAGUACAGAUGGCGCCGCUGUGGGCAGUGAGACCAACACUGGGCAGAAGUUGGUCAUCUGGGGAACGGAUGUUAAUGUUGGAACCUGCAAGGAGAAGUUCCAGAGAUUUUUGCAGAGGUUUAUUGACCCAACCUCCACUGAAGAUGAAAAUGCAGGUCUGGACCUUAAUGAGCCCCUGUACAUGCAAAAGCUGGAGGAGAUCAGCGUUGUUGGAGACCCAGUGUUGAACGUGAAUUGCCUACACAUUCAAACCUUUGAUGCGGAGCUGUACAGGCAGCUUAUCAGCUACCCACAGGAAGUUAUCCCCACUUUUGACAUGGCCGUGAAUGAACUCUUCUUUGAGCGCUUUCCCGACUCUAUCUUGGAGUUCCAGAUUCAAGUCCGCCCCUACAACGCCCUGAAAACCCGAAACAUGAGGAGCCUGAACCCAGAAGACAUUGAUCAGCUCAUCACCAUCAGCGGUAUGGUGAUCCGCACUUCGCAGCUCAUCCCUGAGAUGCAGGAGGCUUUCUUCCAGUGCCAGGUGUGCGCCUACAGCACGAGGGUGGAGGUGGAUCGCGGCCGCAUCGCAGAGCCUGCUGUGUGCCGCCACUGCAACACCACCCACAGUCUGGCACUCAUUCACAACCGCUCAGUCUUUUCAGACAAGCAGAUGAUUAAAGUCCAAGAGUCUCCUGAAGACAUGCCCGCAGGUCAGACGCCACACACUGUGGUGUAUGCCCACAACGACCUGGUGGAUAAGGUGCAGCCUGGAGACAGGGUCAACAUCACAGGCAUAUACAGAGCGGUCCCGAUGCGAGUGAACCCGCGUCAGAGCAACGUGAAGUCAGUUUACAAAACCCACAUCGACGCCAUCCACUUUCGCAAGACUGAUGAGAAGAGGCUGCAUGGUCUGGACGAGGACGCCGAGCAGAAGCUGUUUACAGAGGACCGCGUGCAGACACUGAAGGAGCUCGCUGCCAAACCAGACGUGUACGAGCGCCUCGCCUCUGCUCUGGCUCCCAGCAUUUAUGAGCAUGAGGACAUCAAAAAGGGCAUCUUGCUUCAGCUUUUUGGCGGUUCUCGUAAAGACUUCAGUCAGACUGGUAGAGGCCACUUCAGAGCUGAAGUAAACAUCCUUCUGUGCGGAGACCCUGGCACCAGUAAGUCCCAGUUACUGCAGUACGUUCACAACCUGGUGCCACGCGGGCAGUACACAUCAGGGAAGGGCUCCAGUGCCGUGGGUCUCACCGCGUACGUGAUGAAGGACCCAGAGACGCGCCAGCUCGUCCUACAGACCGGCGCCCUCGUGCUGAGCGAUAACGGCAUCUGCUGCAUCGAUGAGUUUGACAAGAUGAGUGACAAUACGCGCUCAGUGCUGCAUGAGGUCAUGGAGCAACAGACUCUGUCCAUUGCCAAGGCUGGUAUCAUUUGCCAGUUGAAUGCCCGCACUGCAAUUUUGGCUGCUGCUAACCCUGUGGAAUCCCAGUGGAACCCCAAAAAGACAACUAUUGAAAAUAUUCAGCUGCCUCACACUUUAUUGUCCAGGUUUGACUUGAUCUUCUUGAUGCUGGACCCCCAAGAUGAGGCAUAUGACCGCAGACUGGCUCACCACUUGGUGUCGCUGUACUACCAGAGUGAGGAGCAGAUCGAGGAGGAGUAUCUGGACAUGGCCGUGCUCAGGGACUACAUCGCCUAUGCACGAACAUAUAUAAACCCCAGACUGAGCGAGGAGGCCAGCCAGGCUCUCAUCGAGGCCUAUGUGGACAUGAGGAAGAUUGGCAGUGGCCGUGGCAUGGUGUCUGCCUAUCCCCGACAGCUGGAGUCUCUAAUCCGACUGGCAGAAGCUCACGCCAAGGUACGCUUCUGUGAGAAAGUGGAGACCAUCGAUGUGGAGGAGGCCAAGAGGCUGCACAGAGAGGCCCUCAAACAGUCCGCCACAGAUCCCAGGACCGGCUUUGUGGAUAUCUCCAUCCUCACUACAGGAAUGAGUGCUACAGCACGUAAGCGCAAAGAAGAGGUGGCUCAAGCACUUAAGAAACUCAUCCAAGCCAAAGGAAAGACCCCAGCCAUAAAGUACCAGCAGUUGCUUGAGGACCUCCGAGGACAGUCUGAAGCAGCAAUCACCAAGGACCUGUUUGACGAGGCUCUGCGGGCUCUGGCUGAUGAGGAUUAUUUGACAGUGACUGGGAAAACUGUUCGUCUGCUCGCUUAAAGCAGUUUUUAGUUUCUAGUGUUAUUUUUCACAUUGUAUGUUUAAAUUGCAUUGUCAAGAAAAAAUAUACUUAUUUGAAUGUUAAUGUAUUGUCUUAGAGUACCAGUAAAUGCCCUACAGAAAGUUCGAUUUGGUGACCCAUGUUUCUACCUUGUACUUUAAAUGUAAUUGUAAAAAGCUUUUUCAGGCACUGUACUUAUUACAACAGGACACUGUUGAAUCAAUUGAGUUAUGCGUAGUUUGCCUUAAAUAAUCUUGUAAUUACAUGCAAAUUAAAUAAUAAAAAAAUCUCAUAGAA
Boleophthalmus pectinirostris (great blue-spotted mudskipper) is the source of this 2965-nucleotide messenger RNA. It is a transcript of the gene mcm4, whose product is annotated as minichromosome maintenance complex component 4. The record is from RefSeq and is a predicted model, not a curated record. Gene Ontology annotation, molecular function: ATP hydrolysis activity; ATP binding; single-stranded DNA helicase activity. Gene Ontology annotation, biological process: DNA strand elongation involved in DNA replication; double-strand break repair via break-induced replication; DNA replication. Lineage: Eukaryota; Metazoa; Chordata; Actinopteri; Gobiiformes; Gobiidae. Gene Ontology annotation, cellular component: nucleus; MCM complex.